Clarias gariepinus (North African catfish) is the source of this 1682-nucleotide messenger RNA. RefSeq names its product N-myc downstream regulated 1b (gene ndrg1b). The record is from RefSeq and is a predicted model, not a curated record. Gene Ontology annotation, cellular component: cytoplasm. NCBI's taxonomy places the organism in Eukaryota, Metazoa, Chordata, Actinopteri, Siluriformes, Clariidae. Gene Ontology annotation, biological process: signal transduction. The transcript is spliced from 14 exons. Bases 65 to 1171 code for a protein of 368 amino acids.
AGAGUGACUGCACUGGGUUUGUUAAUCGGCUGAUACUACUACUACUACUACUACAGCAGCAAGCAUGGAGCUGGAGAAUUCUGAGCAAAGUCCUGGCUAUGAACAUAACGUUUCUGAAGAUAACGUGGAGACCCCAUUUGGCAUAGUGCACUGCACCAUGAAAGGUACCGUUAAGGGCAACCGACCCGUCAUCCUGACUUACCAUGACAUCGGACUAAACCAUAAGACCUGCUUCAGCAGUCUGUUCAAUCAUGAGGACAUGCAGGAAAUCAUGCAGUAUUUCUCAGUGUGCCACAUCAAUGCACCUGGGCAGCAGGAGGAUGCUAGCACUAUUCCCACAGGAUUUACAUACCCUUCAAUGGACCAGCUCUCUGAGACAAUACCUUUUGUACUCCAGCAUUUUAACAUUAAGAGCAUUUUUGGUUUGGCGGUUGGGGCGGGAGCAUACAUCCUUGCACAGUUUGCUCUGAACCACCCUGACCUUGUUGAGGGUCUUGUUCUGAUCAACAUUGAUGCUCAGGCAGAGGACUGGGUGCACUGGGCAGCACAUAAGAUCUCUGGCUGGACACACCAUGUUCCUGAUAUGAUUAUUUCCCACCUGUUUGGCAAUGAGCAGAUUCACAACAACCAUGACCUGAUCACAACUUUUCGCCAUCACAUCAAUGACAUUAACCAGAGAAACCUCGAGCUGUUUGUCGAGUCUUAUCACAGUCGAAGGAAUCUGAAUGUCGAGAGACCUCCUCCAGGUGGAAACCUCAAUGUGAAGACCCUUAAUUGCCCGAUUCUUUUGGUGGUUGGAGACGGCUCUCCAGCAGUUGAUGCUGUGGUUGACUUCAAUUCCAGAAUGAAUCCAACAAAAACCACCCUGCUUAAGAUGGCUGACUGUGGAGGCCUCCCACAGGUUGAUCAGCCUGGCAAGUUGGCAGAGGCUUUUAAGUACUUCAUUCAGGGACUGGGAUAUAUGCCUGCAGUCAGCAUGACCCGUCUGUGCCGCUCGCGCACCGUCUCUUGCAGCAGCAAUUCGUCUCUGGAAGCCGCACAGUCUCACAAUUCCGCUGGAGAGGAGCAGCAUGGACACUCUCCCAUCAAUCUCUCCAUGGACAAUGAUUCUGACAACAGCACGGAAUUGAGCUUGUUGGGAACAACGCACACAAAUCCGGUGACCUGCUAAAGGCUCCACCGUAGUGCUGUUAUUUAGACGGGUCGUUAAUGGGGAACCGGAAGCUAUCGGCUGCUUCAUCUGAUUCUUCAGUUUCACUUUGCUUUAAGUUAUACUUUAAUUUAUGUGAUAAUUACAGCGUUGGAAGGAGAGACUGUGGAUUUAACAAGGAGUUCGGAUUUAUUUUUAAUAGUCAUGUAUUAUGAUUUUCUGAAGGCGAAAGCAGAGAUCCAGGUCAUUUUACAAUAUGGAUCCGAUAUAACCAACAACAAACGCUGUCAUAGCCUAUGACAGGACAGAACCCACUAAUAAACUGUUUUUAGAAAUGCAGUAAUGUUUAUCACAUCAACAUUGGCAAUUAGGGCAAAGUCAGCACAUGCAGGCUACAUAAAGCCUAUAAAUGUUUUAGUGCCAAAUGUUUUUUUUUUUUUUUUUUUUACCAAUAUGGAUUUGUGUAUUUGUCUUUUUAAAUCUAUACCAGUUAUUUUACAAUUACUAGAACAAGUAAAUGUUGGGAAAAUUA